Peronospora farinosa is the source of this 561-nucleotide messenger RNA. The record is from the annotation of a GenBank genome assembly. NCBI's taxonomy places the organism in Eukaryota, Oomycota, Peronosporomycetes, Peronosporales, Peronosporaceae.
AUGCGAACCAGCUGGACAAUUCUGCUUCAUGGAGUGUCGCUGUGUAUUGGCAGCUGUGUUGUAUCGGAGUCAACAGUCGCCACAGCUUCAUACCAGAAUGUGUAUGAAGUUGCUAAAAUCAGCAAAGGGCGAUCACUUCGUUCAGCUGUGAAAGACCGCGAGGCGACCGACGCGGUCAUCGAAGAAAGGAUGAAUAAUUUUAAGGGCUUGGAAGAGGCAAAGGAAUUUCUCUUGCCUGAGGCUAAGACGGAGUCCCCUUCAGUGUCUACAAGCGAAGGGUUAGAUAAUCGCCAAUCAGUUUUUGAUGAAAUAAUGGGACAAUGGAGAUUUUAUAAUAAAAUCUCUAUUGAACAAGCUGUGAAUUGGUUUGUAACGUUUGGUGUCGACCCUGAGUUUCUUCACACUGCGUUAGAGCUGGAAAUCCCUAUAAAAGAUCUUGAAAAUGGGGUUCCUAAAGGAAUAUCCUGGAAAGAGUCGCUGUGGCUGAAAGUGUAUAAGUUAUGGAAAGAAACACAUGACUUCAAGCCCCCAGAAUAUGUGGAACCCAAGCCUGAAUCUUGA